Messenger RNA from Anopheles aquasalis, 866 nucleotides. RefSeq names its product chymotrypsin-1-like. Gene Ontology annotation, biological process: proteolysis. Gene Ontology annotation, molecular function: serine-type endopeptidase activity. Lineage: Eukaryota; Metazoa; Arthropoda; Insecta; Diptera; Culicidae. The record is from RefSeq and is a predicted model, not a curated record.
AUGCAGUUAAAAUAUCUACCACUCGUUGCGGUAUUUGUCGGAGUAGCUCUUGGAGCUCCUAGUGAGCAGCUCUCGGGACCUGAUCGUCGCAUCGUCAACGGAACGGAUGCUACGAUCGAGGAGUACCCGUUCAUGAUCUCACUCCGUGGUAGCAUCGGUAGCCAUUCGUGCGGUGGUAGCAUCCUGUCCGAGUUUUGGAUUCUCACGGCAGCCCAUUGCGUGAGCUCAGUGACCGUGGCCACACAGACGGUACAGGUCGGGCGGACAAAUAUCUCCCGCACUGCGGACGAUUCCGUGUACAAGAUCGAGCAGGUCAUUCCACACCCAGAAUAUGAUUCGCGCAACAGUUACAUCAAUGACAUUGCACUGCUUAAGCUAGCCCGACGGCUGCAGUUCAGUGAUCGAGUAUUUCCGGUCCGAUUGCCACGAUCGUUCACCGAGAUUUCGGAUCCGGAUGAUCUCGGUGUGACGCUGAUUGGUUGGGGACUGACGGCUACCAAUGGUUACGCACCGACCACACUGCAGCAGGUCGAUUACUACAUCGUCCCGAACGAGGAGUGUGAUGCGAUCCACACGAGCAAAAUCUACCCCUCGCACAUUUGUGCCGCGUAUCCCGGUGGGGGUAAGGGCCAGUGCAGCGGAGAUUCCGGUGGCCCGUUGCUACAUCGUGGCGUGCAGGUGGGAAUCGUUUCGUGGAGUGUUAAACCCUGUGCAUCCGCACCAUUCCCAGGCGUUCUAACCAAAGUGUCGCACUAUAUCGGCUUCAUCCGGCAGUAUACUCGAAUCCUGCACUAACUAACCUGCUGGAUAGUUAGCUACAAGGACCAUCGUCUGCAUAACAAAUGGUUAGGUUAGGUUUACAGCAA